This is a messenger RNA of Esox lucius (northern pike), 4417 nucleotides long. Its product is annotated as synapse differentiation-inducing gene protein 1. Bases 464 to 1327 code for a protein of 287 amino acids. Gene Ontology annotation, cellular component: excitatory synapse; synaptic vesicle membrane; postsynaptic density membrane. Gene Ontology annotation, biological process: positive regulation of synapse assembly; synaptic vesicle clustering. The record is from RefSeq and is a predicted model, not a curated record. Lineage: Eukaryota; Metazoa; Chordata; Actinopteri; Esociformes; Esocidae. The transcript has 4 exons.
CGCUUCACAAGAUGCUCUUGUGGGAGAUUGGUCUGUAGGUUAUGGUGUAUGCAUUCCAGCAGCAGAAGCCAAAAUGCAACACACUCAUUUCAGGUACAAGAAAGAAAAGUCAGAUUUAAAAAAAAUUCUGUCUGCUCUUCAGAAAAGUGGAGGCUCUAAUCAGAUGCUUGAGUUUAGCAUAACACCUUUUGGCAGAUAAGGCGGAGACUGAGUUCUGACCAGAUCUAUAUGGGAUACCCUGUUAAGGAUUCCCAGACAAAGGAAAGGAGCACUAGCGGAUUGUUAAACCCUCGGUUCACUUAUGUUUCCCACGAGAUCGAGCAUAUUCGUCGCAGAACGCUCUUUUCACCUUGGGAGGAGAGUGCAGCCUGCCAUCCCAUGCCUUCCCCAACCCAAGGACCAUGUGAGGGAGGCCUCUGAAGAGGAGGGGAUUUGAUCCAACAAUCCAGCUCAGUAAGCCAAGAUGGAAGGUGAACUGGGACAGGGUGCAGGGUUGGGCUCCAGCCAGCCUGUGGAGGCUGAGCCCACUACCCAGAGGACGAUGUCGCCAGCCAAGGCAGGAGGAGAUGCAGGGCUGGGCCCCUGCAAGCACAACGGUCUGAUCAACACACACAGCCUGAUGGUUGAGACUAAGGAAGGCCUUGUGUCGGUGUACUCACCCCCCCAGUACCAGGGUCACAUGGUAGUCAACCUAUCGCCCCAACAGGAGCAGAAUGGGAGGGGCAUGGGCAGUGGAGGGGCAACCCCACAGCUGCUAAACCCCAGCACUCUACCCCAGGGCAUUGACCCCUGCUUCAGGCCUAACCUGAUCCUGUACUCGGAGAACAUGCUGCGGGCCUGGGGGGAUGGAGGGGUUGGGGACUGCUGUGAGACUACUUUCAUAGAGGACUUGGCGCCUGGCUCUUCAGCCGCCUCCAAGGAUGCAUUGAUGUACGCCGACAGCAAGUUCCUGGACCUAUCUGGGGAGGAUGCAAAGAUCCAGACCCUUUCCUACGACAUUGAUGACGAUGAUGAAUUCCAGGAGCUGGAGAGUGAAUACACGAGCGACUCGGAGAGUGAAGACAACUUCCUCAUGAUGCCACCGAGGGAUCACUUGGGCCUGAGCGUGUUCUCCAUGCUGUGCUGCUUCUGGCCCCUGGGGAUCGCUGCCUUCUACCUGUCUCAUGAGACAAACAAGGCUGUGUCUAAGGGGGACUUCCACUCAGCCAGCUCCAGCUCCAGACGUGCCCUCUUCCUGGCUGUGCUGUCAAUCACAAUUGGAACAGGCAUAUAUGUGGGCGUGGCUGUAGCGCUCAUCGCAUACCUUUCCAAGAACCACCACUUGUAGUCCUACACCCCAUGCCCCGCCUCGCCGUACCAGAGCAAUGACUGAGGUGGAGGGUGUGGUCCACUUGGCUGCAGUGGAACUUGGAAUAUGGGCCUGCGGAUUGCGGGACUAUCACGAGAGGCAGAACCUGGCUACGUGCAUGACUCAGAUGGUGGGACAUAACUUCAGAGGGACAUGAUAUGGAACAUAAUAUGGUAACGGUCAAGUUGUUAUUUGACUUGAGAAACAGAUACUGGAGACUGUUAUUUUUUUCCAUACAUGGAUUAUUGUCUCCAAGAUGCAUUCUUUGAUGUUAAACACACCAUAUUUGUGAGACAUGUUACAUGCAGGUCGUAACGUCAUACAAAUGUAGUACAGUAAAAAAGCCCCACUUUCACAUCUACUGGUGGAAAAUAUACAAAAGGAGCGCAUCUUUACGAUGUUAAACAAUUGUGUGUGCGUUUUUUUACCAAGCAAACACACGGCCUUUGACAGAUCAGAAUAACAUGCACUAAAUAUUGUACUAAGGGCAUACUUUCCAUUUAUGGGGGCAUGUUCUCUGCUCGGUUAACGGUGAGUGGUGCACUGGGCUGCUUUAUAUCCAGCUACAUUUACUACAAAAUCAGUCACGUCUGGCAGCUCCUGUUACGUGUAAAGAGGCUGGAUAAAAGGGCUGUUAAUAAAGCUGUCAGUCAUCCAUAUAUUCAACCUGUAUACAUUUAUUCUACAUCUCAGUCAACUGAUCAGCAGAUACCACAUAUAAGACUUACUGCAGCUCACAGACAUAAGGGCCCAUUUCUCUGUGAAUAAUACAACUCCCAAAGGCAAGAUAAUCUUGAUUCUGUUAUCUCAAGGAAGAACGGAUGUGUCCUCAUAGCACAAUAUUUUCUGAGCAUUCACCAGAAACGUCACGUUCUCGCUGUUAACGUACGACGACAUGCUUUGGUGUUUCGUAUGGAAGAAGUGCACCGGCAGCAGUUCUCUGACAAAACCUGCUUAUUACCCAGAAAUGCCUCUCCAUGUUGAUAGGCAUAAAUCAAUAGGGAAGAGGAAGUGCCCGCGCCCUUGGAGGCAGAAGCCAUGCUGUAAAUACUUCUGUAUACAUUUUGUUUAUACACAAACUGGGAUAGAAGCGAUUCAUGCCUAUCUGCAAAACAUUCUUUGCAAUAUUAUUGAUUUUUUUGCUGUACACUGCUACCAUGUCAAAACUGUCAAUGUUUUGGAGACUCAUUGGAGAGUCCGUGUUUGACAUGAAAGUGCUUGCAAAUUAAAUGUAGUAUUUCCAAUGAAAUAACGUCUGAUGUGCCUGCAGUUUCAAAAUCUGACUUGGGUUGGUUCAGGUGCAACUUUCCUAACGUGACUGUCCUUUUUUCAUGCACGUUAGCAUCAUUUAUUACGGCAUGCUAUUAUAGGGAAAUAUUAUUCAGCAUAGAUACAUUGUUUAGGAUAUUUUUUGGGAGGGAAUUUUCACUUCAUAUAGUUGGAAACAGAAGGGGAGACAGACAGGCAGCUGAACAAUGGGAAGGGUGGAUGCUGGGAUUUAUCCCCAGUCUCUGAUGGGGAGCACUGCACCACAUAAUAAUAACAUAUAUAACCACAAAUUAUAUCUUAAAGGCUGGGUAAGUAAGGUAUCAAUCACAAUAAAAUAGAUUUGCUACAUAAAUUCUCAUAAAAUAGGUGUUUACUGAAGUCUGCAUUCACCUGGUGUACAUUAUGGACCCUUCUCAAGCAUCAGGUUUCCCUACUCUGUCCCCUGUCUCCUUGACCAAACCACACAUCUCCACUCUAUUAAAAACCUGUACCCUGGAAUGACUAAUUACCUGCACAUACUGUGUCAUGGCAGCAGAAACAUCUCACUGCCUGUCAGAAAUAUUAAGUUGCCAGGCACCGAGAUGAUGAAUCCAUUUUACAUGACACUGCGGGCGCAGUGAUAGCUCUAACCUUUCUUCUUCUGCCACUCCUCUGCCACUGUGAGAAUGGUGAGUAUGAGAGAGAGACCCUAUGGAUCAAAGGGAGGGUGGUAUUCUCUGUAAUGAAUGGGACUGUCAUUUAUCUGUCCACGGAUGUCAGGCAGUGGUAAUUAACGUGGCUUUAAGACUUCCAUGUCUCCAGCUGAACUCCAAGGCGCAGAAAACACUGAAAAAUAGGAUGGCUUAAAAUAUGCCAAAAGAGCUUAAAGAGGCAACAGUAUUUUGGGAAAAUGGUAUUUUGGACAGAGGAGACAAAUAGACAGAGGAGUUAUGGCAAGGGAAUGGUGUGGAGAAAGAAAAGAAACAGGCCAAUUACCCCAAACAUACUGCUAAAGCAGGAGAAUUUCAAGGCAAAAAUUGGAAUGUUGGACUGGUCGAGUUAGUUACCCUACCUGAAUCCAACUGAGUAUGUGUUUCACCUGCGGAAGACAAGACUGGAGGAAAAAAGAGCCCCCAAAGAAACAGUAACUAAAUACGGCUGCACUUCAGGCCUGGCAGAACAUCACCACGGAAGACAACCAGCGUCUGGUAAUGUCUAUGGGCAGUCAUCAAAUGCAAAGGAUUUGAAACCAAAUACUAAAUAAAUUACUUUAUUUAAGAUUACGUUCAUUUAUCCAUUUACUUUUGGUCCCCUACAUUUGGGUUGUAAUUCCUACAAGGUUGACAUUUUAUGGAAGUAUAUACCCUGAAAUUAAAGUAGACAGCUUUGGUCAUUGUUUCAGUUCAAAUCCACUGUGCUGGAGUAUAGAGCCAAAACAACAAACACUGUGACUGGCUGUACUGUGCCAGGGUUAUAAUUUGAGAGUACUGAUAACUUUUACCAGAAUGUUUAACAUUUUCAAAGAUUUUGUGGACUGCUCAUAGCACGUAAAAUACAUAAUAUAAUAUAUUAAAAGCAGAUUUUAAUAUACAAAAUAGAAGGACAUAGCUGUAGGACUGAAACUUCUCCCUAAGUUUAAAUCAUUACCUUAAUAAAUGCGGAUGGUGUUUAACAUGAGUUUAAGCUGAUGCAAUGUGCCAUACAGGUGCUGACUAACAAUGAGUCCAGUUAUUUACAUAUAUUGUAUGUAAGAAGAGAGAUUUAGCAUGAAAUGCUUUCUAUUUUCACACAUUUUAUUUUACUCUGUUAAUGUGGUUUUGU